AUGCUUUUCCAAAUCCUCUUUCGCCUCACGUACGCCGGCAGCGCUGAGACAUACGUUGUCAGCUACUUCGGCGACCUUCUCAGUGACCGUUUUCUGAGCGAUGGGGCUGGCGUGGAAACCCCGGGAGUAAGCGAUGGAUGUGCGGGCAAUGGUAGUGCGGAACAUGUUGAUCUCGAAAGCGAUGACCUCGUCUGUGCGUCAUACCCGUAUGAGGUGGCAUCACGUGGUCGUCGUGUCUGCGGAGGACUGACGCGCCUGCCAUCAUCGUUUCUUUCCGCAACCCCAACGUCUCUGCUUCUUUUCAUCGUAAUGUCUCCAAUCAACAAUAUUCGUGCUAUACCCACCUUCAUUCCUCAGGAUUCUUUCUCUUGCCCGACAUCACGCACGCUUGGGAAAGCUCGCCCCGCAAGAGUCUUCCUUCACCAAGGCGAUAUCUUUGACCUUGAUCAUACCACGUUCACUUUCCCUGCUCGCUCUCCUGCAAUCUCGCCUGAUUACGAAUCUCGCCCACUGUCUCCCGUCUCAGACUGCUCAUCCGAUACAUCCGACGAACUGCCACCUAUGUCAACUUUCACGAAAGGAUUCGGGCGCGCACGCCACUCUGUCUGUUUGGGCCGCUCUGGUAACGAACUUGGUCAAUCCUCAGUCGUCGGAUUCGGUCGUAGGCAACACUUUCAUCGGCAUUCUAUCGCCGGCCCACCCGCUGUCGCUCCAAGUGAUUUCCCUCGCAAGACGCACGCAAAACGACCUCUUUCUGUUGCUCAAGAGCAUGGUGACAUGAAGGGUCGCUCCGAUCGCCCGCAAAUGAGGAUGUCUCUCGAUCUCGGACGUCCAAUUCAAACCGAAAAUGUCGCUCAGCGGCCUUUAUCAAUCUUGGGAACAGCGCUCAGCACUGGCGGUACCUCGAGCGGGGUCCCGCCCAGGGCCCUUCUACUUCCUCAAUACAUCCAAAUGGCAUCUGAGACUGCGGUAGCUGAGGAGUCUGAAACCGAGCACCCGCGCUCUGUGACCUAUCGCUUGCGACUCAAGGUACUGAAACUGGGACUACUGUUCAUCGAAGAAAUGUUUGAGACAGAUGAGAAUCUUACGGUGGAUGUGUUGGUGGAUCGCUUCAAGAACAUGCCGAGCGUCGCUGUGAUGCCUGUUCUCGACGCAUUCAAGAUCAAGCCGUUCGACCUGGAGCCCGUCUAUGCGGCCUGGACACCCGGCCCGACGUUCACGGGCGACCCGAAGAAGGAUGCGCCCGUCGACGACUGGCUCCAGCAAGUCAAGGAAGGGUGUAUCAGCCAUGGAGUUCCACAGGAAUAUUGGCAUACCUGCGGACAGCAUUUCAUGGGCGACAAGGCUAGGGCGAGAUUGACUGAGCUGAAGAAAGUCAUGGCUCAGGUGCAUGGCGGCCAGUACCGCUGGAAUUGGAAGAAGUUUAAGGUUGCAAUGCGCAACAUGUCUUGGGACAUCGACACAAGCGAGACAGAGACGGUCAAAGUGCGUGGGAGCUGGUGGUCCCGAAAGACACCCAAGGUGGAUGAGGCGGCAAAUCCAGAAGCCUUCGUUCUGUGCGAAGAGCCAAUGCCCAUGCUGGACCGCAGCGACACAAAGCUGUCCGAGGCGGGCAGCAGCGAGUCCCGGCCUACUCCGAGCCGGUCAUCAACACUCUCCUUCUGGCCGAUCCGCAAGCAGUCCAAGGACAUGUCCACAGACGAGACUCUGCAGCGGCCUACACCAAGAAAGGUGCAGUCGGACGAUGCAGUGGUUUCAGUCAGCGGAAGCAAGCGGAGCAACACGCUCGCCAUGACCAGCACGAACAAAGACCUCCCCGCCGUCCCGAAACCCGGCGCUGAAGGCAAGGCUCCGGCCUGGCUGCUGAAUGCAACGACAGCUCUCGACUUUCUGUCCGGCGAACACCCCAAAGUCAUGAGCACCAUCAGCGCCAUCCUGAUCGUGGCUGGCACCAUCCCAUCGCUGCCCGUUAUCACCGCUGGAGCUGGGGGCGCAAUCUUGGCGUCGUCGACGGCCCAUGCUGUGGGUGCGAUUGCAGUCGGUUUGGGUAGUUGGAUCAAGACGCAACAGGAAGCGACAGCCGCCAAAUCCCACUCCACCGCAUAA
This is a messenger RNA of Mycena citricolor, 2106 nucleotides long. The record is from the annotation of a GenBank genome assembly. Lineage: Eukaryota; Fungi; Basidiomycota; Agaricomycetes; Agaricales; Mycenaceae.